Messenger RNA from Trifolium pratense (red clover), 1802 nucleotides. Its product is annotated as adenylate isopentenyltransferase 5, chloroplastic-like. Gene Ontology annotation, molecular function: tRNA dimethylallyltransferase activity. The record is from RefSeq and is a predicted model, not a curated record. Gene Ontology annotation, biological process: tRNA modification; cytokinin biosynthetic process. Lineage: Eukaryota; Viridiplantae; Streptophyta; Magnoliopsida; Fabales; Fabaceae. Bases 300 to 1304 code for a protein of 334 amino acids. The transcript has 2 exons. Gene Ontology annotation, cellular component: mitochondrion.
ACCAUAACCUUCAGUUACUCACAAUUCCUUCAUCUCCUUCACCAUUCUUGGAAUCUACUUUCAUUUCUUUCUCACGAUUCCUCUUUUUCCUCACACUUUUUUUUUUGUGUGUGAACAUAAUAUUUUUCAUCAAGACUAAAACACAUAAUCAAUUUAUACAUUCAACAUUAAAAUUAUCACACUCUAUAUACUUCAUCCAUUAAUCCUAACCUCUACUUGCAAAUAUUCUUCAGCUCGCCGCGUGUUUCUGACAUUAAAGAUUAAUUAUACAUUCAUCAAAUUGUCAAAAAAAAAAAAAAAUGAUGAAUGUAUUUUCGAUGGUUCCGGGUGUUGUUUCUUGCAAGCCUCCAUUGAGUUUCCAACCGGCACUAAUGGAUAAUAACAACAAUUCAUUGUUCCAACAAAAACAUCAUCGUAAUAACAACAAUAAAAACAAAGUUGUUGUUGUCAUGGGUGCUACCGGAACCGGGAAAUCCAAGUUAGCAAUAGAUAUAGCAACACAUUUUUCACCGGCUGAGAUUAUCAACUCCGAUAAAAUUCAAGUUUACAAAGGACUUGAUAUAACAACAAACAAAGUUACCGAUGAAGAGUGUUGUGGGGUCCACCAUCAUUUACUUGGAACCGUUGAUCCUAAUUUGAAUUUCACAUCCAACGAUUUUUGUGAACACGCUACGGAAACAGUUGCUUCUAUUGUUGCAAGAAACGGGUUACCUAUUAUAGCCGGUGGAUCCAAUUCGUACAUUGAAGCUUUGGUUAAUCAUUAUCCUGAGUUUCGUACAAGGUACGAAUGUUGUUUUCUUUGGGUUGAUGUUGCAUUUCCCGUGCUUCAUUCGUCGUUAUCCGCACGAGUUGAUCGUAUGAUUGAAGCGGGUCAGGUAAAUGAAGUUCGUGAAUUUUUUGACGAAAAAAAUCGUGAUUACACAAGAGGAGUACGAAGAGCCAUUGGUGUGCCGGAAUUUGACGAAUUUUUUAGAGCUGAGUUAGAUGGGAGAGUUGAUGAAAGAACCAUGAAGAAGCUUCUAGAAGUUUCUAUUCAUGCUCUUAAAAUGAAUAAUAUUAAGCUUGCGAAUAGACAAGUUUCGAAGAUCAAUAGGCUUUAUGGUAUGUGGAAAAGAAACAUGCACCGUCUUGAUGCAACGGAUGUUGUUCUUAAGGAAAGGAAUUGGGAGGAUUGUGUUUUGGCUAAAAGUCUUAGGAUUGUUAAUAAGUUUCUAUACGAGGAUUGUUACAAUACUCGCGUUGGUGGUGGUUGUGGUGUUGGGUCAUCAAUGGCUUCUUCAAGUGUGAAUCAUCGAUUCAUAUAAGGAGUCAAUUGAAUCACUGGUUCUAAUACUAUUGUUGGAUCAUGAAGAGAUAAUAUGAAAGAUCAUUCAUUUUAGACCAAGAACAACCAUACAAGUGAGUUGAACACCAAAUCUUAAUAUCACUGUGUUGGUGGUCUGUGGUCAUGGUGGUGGUAUUGUGCCUUCUGCCAAGGUGGCGGCGGGGUAACCCAUUAGAGGUAGGGUCGAGCCAGCAAGGGAAGAAUAAAAAAAAAAAAAUUUAUUAUUAUAUAGAUCAAACCUCACCACUGACAUUACAAUAUUUGGCAUUUCACAUAUUUUUUUUUCAUUAUUUUUGUCACAUCCCACUCUUCCUCGUUAGUGUGAUCAUGUCACUGGUAGUAAAAGGUUUACUUGUAUACUUACUAGCGGUUGCUAUACAUAUAUAGAUAAUGUUUUCUUUUUUUGUUAAUUAAACUACUGGACAGUUUUUAUAUUUAACAUAUACUGGAGUGCAAUAUUAUACAUUUAUCAUUAUUA